Sciurus carolinensis (gray squirrel) is the source of this 1893-nucleotide messenger RNA. It is a transcript of the gene Ephx3, whose product is annotated as epoxide hydrolase 3. The record is from RefSeq and is a predicted model, not a curated record. Gene Ontology annotation, cellular component: intracellular membrane-bounded organelle. Lineage: Eukaryota; Metazoa; Chordata; Mammalia; Rodentia; Sciuridae. The transcript has 7 exons. Gene Ontology annotation, molecular function: hydrolase activity. Bases 372 to 1454 code for a protein of 360 amino acids.
GGUCCAGUCCCUAUCUUAAGCUCCACCCAGACCUUCCUAGGCCACGCCCACGGUUCCUCUUUUCCCCCAAGGCCCCUCCCCAGCCACAGAAGGUCCUCGAGGGCUCUGUCCCCACACCCUUCUAGACUUAUUUCCUGUGCAUGUCACACCCAGGUAUUUACCUGGCACUUAGGUGAGUCUUGUGCGGUGGCGGUUUCUGUCUGAGCUGCCCAUCUAUUUUUCUCCGCGAGUCCCACAGCCCAGACGGCACGGAGGGUCCUCAGACCAAAGGCGGUGGGGUCCCGGGGCCAGAUCCCGCCUUGCCACUGCUGCAAGAGCCCCUGGCCCAGGUUCCCGACCGCAGCGCUGUCGUCAUCCCGGGGCGCGGCGACAUGCCGGAGCUGGUGGUGACGGCCCUAUUGGCGCCGUCGCGCCUCACGCUGAAGCUGCUGCGCGCCUUCAUGUGGAGUUUAGUGUACUCGGCGGCGCUAGUGGCCGGGGCAAUCUAUGGCUGCAUCGCGCUCACGCACGUGCUGUGUCGACCCAGACGUGGCUGUUGCGGGCGCCCCAGGCGAGUGGCUCCAGCUUGCCUGAAGGACCCCACGCUGGGCAAGCAUGGCUUUCUGAGCCUCAGGAGCUCUGGUCUACGCCUGCACUAUGUCUCCGCUGGCCAUGGCAACGGGCCCCUCAUGCUGUUUCUGCAUGGCUUCCCUGAGAACUGGUUCUCCUGGCGCCACCAGCUCAGGGAGUUUCAGAGUCACUUCCAUGUGGUGGCUGUGGACCUGCGUGGUUACGGCCCCUCUGAUGCUCCAAGGGAUGUGGACUGCUACACCACUGAGCUGCUGAUGGCUGACAUCCAGGAUGUUAUCCUGGGCCUAGGUUACUCCAAGUGCAUCCUUGUGAGCCAUGACUGGGGCGCUCUCCUUGCCUGGAAUUUCUCCAUCUACUUCCCAUCCCUGGUAGAACGGAUGGUUGUGGUCAGUGCUGCCCCCAUGUCAGUGUACCAAGACUACUCGAUACGCCACAUUGGCCAGUUCUUCCGAUCGAACUACAUGUUCCUGUUCCAGCUUCCUUGGCUGCCAGAGAAGUUGCUGUCCAUGUCUGACUUCCAGAUCUUGAAGACCACCCUUACCCACCGCAAGAGAGGCAUCCCACACCUGACCCCCAGUGAACUCGAGGCCUUCCUUUAUAACUUCUCUCAGCCCGGUGGCCUCACAGGGCCCAUCAACUACUACCGAAACCUCUUCAGGAACUUCCCCCUGGAACCCCAGGAGCUGGCCACACCCACACUGCUGCUGUGGGGGGAGAAGGACCCCUACUUCCAGCUGGGGCUGGUGGAAGCCAUUGGUAGACGCUUUGUGCCAGGCCGCCUGGAGGCUCACAUCCUGCCAGGUGCAGGGCACUGGAUCCCACAGAGCAACCCCCAGGAGAUGCACCAGUAUAUGUGGGCCUUUUUGCAAGAUCUGCUGGAGUAGUGUUUCUUGCUCACUGGCCUGCCCAGGUACACAAGCACGUGUAUACUUGGGAACACAUCAUCUGUGUGGGCCUGGGAGUCUGUAAAGUGUACAUAACGUGGUGAACUUCUGGAUGGCACAAAAAACGUGUCUAUGGAUUCCCUGAGGCACACCAAUCCAGGCAGGUGUGUGCUUGUGUUGCAAGCACUUGGAACCUAGGAACCAGGUUUACCUCUCCUUCAUGGAGCUAGGUGAUAGAAUUUGGUGUCUUAACCCUUCUUACCAAAGCUGCCCCCAGCAUAGCUGUAUAGACUAUAAACACAUUUCUGUCUCUAGCUUCCACCUCCAGUCUGGAUCUCAAGUCUUCUCCAAUAUUGUGUCCAAUAUGGUAGUGCUAGCCACGGUUGGCUACUUCAAUAUGAAUGUAAAUUAAUUAAAAUGAAAUACAAUUUUAAAUGUG